Knipowitschia caucasica is the source of this 576-nucleotide messenger RNA. The record is from the annotation of a GenBank genome assembly. NCBI's taxonomy places the organism in Eukaryota, Metazoa, Chordata, Actinopteri, Gobiiformes, Gobiidae.
AUGGCUGCAAGCAAUUAUUUUGGCUUUUCACAUGGUGCCGGUCAGUACAGCACUCAGCCGCCACAGGGAUACUCUCACCCAUCUACGGGCAGUUAUAGUGUCCAGCAAGCUCCUGCUGUAGCUCAAGCUGUGACUGCUGCAUCUUACUCUGCACCACCAAUACAGGCAGCGCGUCAAGUUGCCUCUUCUCCAUACCCUACGUAUCAAAGCCACCAGUCCCUUCCAGAGUAUACCUACAGACAGCCUGAUCCCCCUGCUCCCCCUCAGCCCACCACCACACCGCAGCCAUACCAGGACAGUUACAACUAUGCUCGCCCGGCUGCUGUGACUUCCUAUGAGAAUAAACAAUACUAUCAGACUAGUAACACCACAGCACAAAGGACUGCCACAGAAAAUUACUAUCAAACAGUGGGAGUCAAAAGUGCCUACAAUCCUAUACCAAGCACAGUGUAUAGCCAGCCACCUCCUCCACAGAGCAUCCACCAGUGUCCAGCAGCCCCCAACCACAAUUUCAUCCUACAGCUUAGGUUCUUCUUUCAGUCCCACUGCAUCAGCCACAUCUUAUUCAGGCAUUAA